AUGGAAGAAGAGAAUAAGCUGGUGGAGAAGAUGAUCGAGUUCGGCUACUCCAAGGAAAUCAGCCUGAGGGUUAUAAAGAAGAGCCGUGCGAAAACGAUCGACGAAGUGCUUAACUGGAUCGAGCAGAGCGAACAGAAUGGAGGUGAGGGAGAUGCAGGCACUCCUGAUGAACAUUCAAACGAUAAAGACGAAGGGCAGAACCCGUCCCACACAACAACAACCAGCGCGAACAAUGGUGAAGGGAAAAGCAAACUGACCCCAGAAGAAGCACAGAAGAAGGCAAUUGAACUACAAAAAAAAAUAAGAGAAAAAAAAAUGAUGAAGGAAAAAGAAGAAGAAAUACAAAAAGAAAAAAACAGAAUUUCUAUGGCGAAGGAAGUACAAAAAAGAAGAGAACAAAUGGAAGAAUUCGAAAGAAAAAAAUAUUUAGAGAAUUUGGAAAAAGAAAAAAAUGAACAUAAAAAGGAAAAAGAAAAACAGCUUGAAUUGUUAAGGAAAGAAUAUGAAGCCAAGUUUGGUAUCGCAUACCAAGCACAGAGUGAAAAAAAAAAGAGCAUAAACGAUUUGACUGAAAAUGAAAAGCGUGAGGAAAUAGCAAUUCUGUUGAACAGAUUAAAAAAUAAACACAAGGACAAGAAAAAGGAGUUGCUUAGCUCGCUAGCCAUUUUGAAAACGUACUUUGUUAACAUCAAGGAUAAUAUAUUGGAGAAGAAAUUUCAAAAGAUUAAAAAAGAGAAUAAGGUGUUCCUCGAAAAGAUUAAAGUGUACGAGGAGAUGCUGCAGGUGUUUUUGCUCGUCGGCUUUGAGGACACGGGCGAUUUUUACGAAAUUAAAAAUUUCCCACACACGUACCUCAUCGCGUCGGCCAUCAAAUUCAUUGAUUUAAUUAUGAAGACGUUGAGUUCGUAG
Molecule: messenger RNA, 909 nt
Organism: Plasmodium fragile
Lineage: Eukaryota; Apicomplexa; Aconoidasida; Haemosporida; Plasmodiidae
Exons: 4
Coding region: 1-909 (302 amino acids)
Source: RefSeq, a predicted model, not a curated record